AUGAAAAUCAUAUACUGGAACGUCCGUGGAUUGGGGAGGCCACGGGCAGUGAGAAGGCUUCGGUUUUUACUGAAGCAAAAUAAUCCUCAAUUGGUCUUCUUCAUGGAGACUAAGGUUAGUGGAAAGCGAAUGGAGAAAAUUAGGAGGAGGUGUGGGUUUAUGAAUGGGAUAGAUGUAGAUGCAACAGGUUCGCGGGGAGGCAUUUGCCUAGCAUGGAAAGAGGCGGUACAAGUUGAGCUUAAAACUUUCUCAACCAACCAUAUUGAUGUGCUGAUCGAAGAAGGAACUAAUAAAGAGUGGAGAUUCACCGGCUUUUAUGGAUCCCCUUACUCACAGAAUAAAAAUACUUCAUUGGAUUUAUUAAGAUCUUUAGGACAGGAACAAGAGCAUCAUUGGUUGGUAAGUGGAGAUUUUAAUGAAAUUGUUUAUUCCUUCGAAAAAAUGGGAGGUCGACCGAGGGAGGAGAAAAGGACGGAAGUGUUCCGUGAAGUUCUAAAAGAAUGCUCUCUUAUUGAUGUGGGAUACUCGGGUAAAUGGUAUACAUGGGAAAGGGGAAAUUUACCGAAAACAAAUAUCAGAGAAAGACUAGACAAGAGUGUAGCGAAUGAAAAAUGGAUGAAAUUAUUUCCAACAGGUAGCGUACACCACUUAACGUCUUCACUCUCAGAUCAUUGUCCUCUUUUAAUUAGUACCAGUACUGAAAUUAAUUUGAAGAGAAUCCCAGUUUUUAAAUUUGAAGCAUGGUGGACUACAGAGAAAACGAUUGAAGAGGAGAUAAAGAGUUCAUGA
Molecule: messenger RNA, 789 nt
Organism: Gossypium raimondii (Peruvian cotton)
Lineage: Eukaryota; Viridiplantae; Streptophyta; Magnoliopsida; Malvales; Malvaceae
Exons: 1
Coding region: 1-789 (262 amino acids)
Molecular function (GO): catalytic activity
Source: RefSeq, a predicted model, not a curated record